GUGGAAACAGUCAGUCAACAAACGGCACGCCACAACGUACAAACGGACAAAUCGUACAUUAUUUUUUGGGUUUUCAUACAUUGCAUUCGCAGUUACCGGUAACGUGGUAUUCGCGUCAGUAAAACAAUAUUAUGAAGACACACGUCGUACUGGGUUUGGCAGCCCUCGUGGCUCUGGCAGCGUGCUCAGAAGACACUUCCGGCGCACAACGUGACCAAGUCAAGGACAACGACCACUUGUCCAACAAGCGGAGCAUCGGCGAGGAAUACAGCGGGGCCGAUUACGGCAAUGGAGCCGAAGCUUACGGCCCGUCCGCCAUCGCGGCUGCCCCCGUAGCGGCGUCCACCGGUUACGCCGAAGCCGCCCCUGCCGUCGAUUAUGCCGCAGCCGCCCCUGCCGUCGGCUACGCCGCAGCCGGUCCAGUCGCCCUGUCUUCCGGAUACGCAUCGGCGUACGCUCCGGCAUAUGCCCCGGCAUACGCUCCGGCUUACGGCCAGACUUACGGUCAUGCUUACGGUCAGGCUUAUGGUCAGGCUUACGGCCCCGAACAGAUCGUCUCGCAGCACGUGGAAGUGCACCGACCGGUGCCGGUGCCAGUGUACAGGACCGUGGCCGUCGGCGUGCCGCAACCGGUGCCAGUGCGAGUGCCGUACCCCGUGCCAGUGAUCAAGACCGUGGCGUAUCCCGUAGAGAAACCGGUGCCGUACCCAGUGGACAAACCUUACCCGGUGCACAUCGAGAAGAAAGUGCCCGUGGCAGUGCCCAAGCCCAUCUAUGUGCCAAUCUACAAAAUCAAAAACAUUUACCACGAGCCCAAAUGGCUGAAAUGGUUCAGCGAAUGGUAGAGAUACCAGAGCGCCUUGCAAAUAUUGUUCAAUCUGUUAAUAUAAUAUGUAAAUAAUAAUAUUAUAUAAAUGGCCACUACUAUGAUGUUAUAGUAUUGGCGAUUGUGCUGUGACGGUACAACUGAUGUUAUAAUUUGACUGACCAUACUGUACGAGUUACUAGCUUCGUGUACAUAAUAUUACUUCUAUUGUUACAACCAAUUUUAUAAAAAAUUUGUUAAAUAGUAUGUACGUCCGAAAAUAAAAUAAAAAUGUUUUUCUUAA
This is a messenger RNA of Adelges cooleyi (spruce gall adelgid), 1109 nucleotides long. RefSeq names its product tetra-peptide repeat homeobox protein 1-like. The transcript is spliced from 4 exons. The record is from RefSeq and is a predicted model, not a curated record. Lineage: Eukaryota; Metazoa; Arthropoda; Insecta; Hemiptera; Adelgidae. Bases 132 to 845 code for a protein of 237 amino acids.